Zingiber officinale is the source of this 629-nucleotide messenger RNA. RefSeq lists its product as uncharacterized. The transcript has a single exon. The coding region runs from base 53 to 376 and encodes 107 amino acids. NCBI's taxonomy places the organism in Eukaryota, Viridiplantae, Streptophyta, Magnoliopsida, Zingiberales, Zingiberaceae. The record is from RefSeq and is a predicted model, not a curated record.
GUCGUCUUCCUUCUUCUCUACGGUACUCAUCUUCCGUCGGGUGAUUAGGGCGAUGGUGUUCCACGCGGGGUGGGUCGGGGCGGUGGCGCGGCUGUCGGCGGAGGCCUGCCAGUACGUCGCCUGCAACCCCGAGCGGCUGAGCAGCGACGAGGCUCUCGAGCUCAUCUGCUGCCUCCCGCUGCGCCACCUCCGCCGCCUCGCCAUCUGCAUCUUCUCCUUCCUAUGCUUUCCCCCAUUCUUUCCCGAAGACCCGCGGCCCCACCUCCGCCGCCGCCGCUUCGCCUUCCGCUAUACCCUCUCCUCCUCCUCCUCUUCCUCCUCCUCCUCCUCCGAAUACGAUUCAGCUGGCGGUGGCUACGAAUCCCAUUCCGAGUGAGGGAUUCUCUCCCUGUGCACAGUAAUUAAUCCCCUCUAUUGACAGCAUUGCUAGAGGGUAGCUACUUCAAAAUGUUUCUUAUUAUUGUUUAUGUCUAUCAGUCAUAAUGAUUGGGUGGUCUUGUUGUGUUGGUGAGUUAAUUUCCCAGUUAGAUGCUGGACAUUGUAGUAGUUCGAUUGAAUUUUUGCUUAGCUCAUCACUCUGUCAAGUUAUUCUCAUCGUUAUAUUAUAUUUAGUUUGCAUACUGCACUCA